Messenger RNA from Papilio machaon (common yellow swallowtail), 502 nucleotides. RefSeq names its product pro-corazonin (gene Crz). Bases 124 to 417 code for a protein of 97 amino acids. NCBI's taxonomy places the organism in Eukaryota, Metazoa, Arthropoda, Insecta, Lepidoptera, Papilionidae. The transcript has 3 exons. Gene Ontology annotation, biological process: positive regulation of heart contraction. Gene Ontology annotation, molecular function: corazonin receptor binding. The record is from RefSeq and is a predicted model, not a curated record.
CAUCCCUCCGUAGAGUGUGUUGUGAAAAAGAAAUCUGCCACUGUUUAUUUUUAAUUGAAGAUUUGUAUACACUUUGUUGAAAUACACUAUUGGAAUAUAUUACUGGAUAUAAUUGGUCUCACAAUGGUAACGAACAUGAUGAUGUUACUUAUGUUCAUGACUGUAUGCACGGUCACUGCGCAGACGUUCCAAUACUCGAGAGGCUGGACUAAUGGCAAACGAGACGGCAACAGGAACGAAGUUUUGGAACGCAUCUUAAGCCCUUGUCAAUUAAUAAAGCUCAAGUAUCUGCUGGAAGGAAAACCGUUCAAUGAAAGGUUUUACGCGCCCUGCGACUACAAUGAAAAUCUAGAGUCGCCAUCUACGCGGUACAAAACGGAACCAAGUCAAGAAACUCUCUUUGAUGUAUUUCAGUGAGAUGUUUCGUAGAAAAAAGCUAUUUUAACCAGAUUAUGAAUGAUAAUUCGGACCUUGUGUAUAAUUUUAAAAGAAAUUCUUUUUA